AUGACUUCCGUCACAGUCCUAGCGUCACUGAGUUCGGCGUCGCUAGCAGUGGCUGCCAAGACAUCAUUGUUGGACGCAAUCCAGAGCAUUCCAGAACGAUAUCCAAGCGUCACAACAGCUACACUUGUCUUCUUCUGGUACUUUCUCAACGUAAUCUUCAACAUAUUGAACAAGAAGAUAUACAACUACUUUCCGUAUCCAUACUUUGUGUCUGCAGUUCAUCUAACAGUUGGAGUCGUUUAUUGUUUGAUUUCCUGGGCGUUGAGACUUCCCAAGCGUGCUCCGAUUGACAAAGGCAUGCUUGUGCUCCUCGCGCCAGUCGCAUUCUGCCACGCGCUUGGCCAUGUUAUGACCAACGUGUCAUUUGCAUCAGUGGCUGUGUCCUUCACGCACACGAUCAAGUCCCUGGAGCCGUUUUUCAACGCGGCUGCAUCUCAGUUUGUCCUCGGCCAGCAUGUGCCACUUCCACUGUGGCUGUCUCUCCUCCCUGUUGUCCUUGGUGUUUCCCUGGCAUCCGUGACUGAAUUGUCCUUCAACUGGACUGGCUUCCUCACUGCAAUGACCUCUAACAUUGCCUUCACUUACAGAAAUGUGUUUUCCAAGAAAGCAAUGGUUGGAAUGGACAGUACAAAUCUCUACGCUUACAUUUCCAUCCUCUCCCUUCUCUAUUGCAUCCCCCCUGCCAUUCUGAUGGAAGGCCCCAAGCUCCUUGCUGGGGGGUUCACAGAUGCAAUCGCCAAAGUCGGCAUGACCAAAUUCUUGAGUGACCUGUUCUGGGUCGGAGUGUUCUAUCACUUGUACAAUCAGCUUGCAACAAACACCCUUGAGCGCGUCUCGCCACUUACCCAUGCUGUGGGAAAUGUCCUCAAGCGUGUCUUUGUGAUAGGGUUUUCAAUCAUCAUCUUUGGUAAGUUGCAAGUUGAUAAGAGCCUUGCUGUUGGUUCCAUUUUUUUCCUGCAGUAA
This is a messenger RNA of Closterium sp. Naga37s-1, 963 nucleotides long. NCBI's taxonomy places the organism in Eukaryota, Viridiplantae, Streptophyta, Zygnematophyceae, Desmidiales, Closteriaceae. The record is from the annotation of a GenBank genome assembly.